Messenger RNA from Patiria miniata (bat star), 3639 nucleotides. It is a transcript of the gene rad51d, whose product is annotated as DNA repair protein RAD51 homolog 4-like. Gene Ontology annotation, molecular function: four-way junction DNA binding; ATP binding; ATP-dependent DNA damage sensor activity. The coding region runs from base 180 to 1151 and encodes 323 amino acids. The transcript is spliced from 10 exons. Gene Ontology annotation, biological process: DNA strand invasion; double-strand break repair via homologous recombination; telomere maintenance. Gene Ontology annotation, cellular component: centrosome; replication fork; Rad51B-Rad51C-Rad51D-XRCC2 complex. The record is from RefSeq and is a predicted model, not a curated record. Lineage: Eukaryota; Metazoa; Echinodermata; Asteroidea; Valvatida; Asterinidae.
CUCAAUAGUUUAUGUUUCAUGAACGUUUGCUUGCAAAAGUUGGGAAGUUGGAGACGUAUUGUAUCUAGCGGGAAAUUUGAUAUUUUGUUGUAGUGAGUUUUACAAUGUAUUACUUAGAGUAAAAUAGACCUGGGUUUCCAGAAAGAUGAGUGUUGUAUCAUGACAACUGAGAUGAAACAAUGACCCUUCUUAGUGUAGGACUGUGCCCAGCAUUGACAAAAGAAACAGUAGAUGCACUGAAUGGUGGAGGAAUAAAAACAGUGCUGGAUUUUAUCUGCGCAGAUGUUGAAGACCUGGCUCAGAAAUGCUCCAUCUCAUACAAGGUUUUGCAAUCAAUCAGGAGAUUGUUGCUUGCCCAGUAUUCAUCCUUCCCCGUCAAUGGAGCUGAUCUCCAUGACGACGUGAUGUCAUCAGUUGCUAUCCUAUCAACUGGAUGCAGCAGUCUUGACGAGUUACUCGAUGGAGGUCUGUACACAUCAGAGUUGACUGAGAUAACAGGAGGUCCAGCAACAGGCAAAACACAGCUGUGCAUGACCACAGCAGCCAGUGUAGCUACUACAGCUCAGCAGAAUGUCUUAUACAUUGAUACUAAUGGUGGGUUCAGCAGCCAAAGACUACAAGACAUCAUGGCAGCGAGAGGCAACACAGACAAGAUCAUGGCAGCGGCUUUCCAGAGGCUGCGCUGCGCCAGGACCUUUGACCUUUUUGAACUCCUCAGCUUGUUGGAAAUGACCAAGUCGUCCAUGGACAGUGGUAGCGAUGCCUUCUACGCGUCACUGAAGCUGGUAGUAGUAGACUCGGUGACUGCAGUCGUUGCUCCGGUGCUAGGGGGUCAGCAGACAGAAGGUCAUGGUAUGAUGAUACACCUUGCUAGAUCACUCAAAGCUCUGGCUGUGGAGUAUUCAGUCGCUGUUCUUCUGACCAAUAACCAAGUCCGAGGUGACGGUACCCAGCGCAAGCCAGCCCUUGGUCGUACCUGGUCCCAUGUACCGCACUGUCGCCUGCUCCUCACUCAUGAUAGAUCGGACGAUGCUAGUUUGUGUACUGUUAACCGUCCAAUCAACAGGGAGGCCAGGAUUAUCAAGUCCGGAAGACAGCCUAUCAAUGUGAGUUGCACCUUUAAGAUUGACGACUCAGGCAUCUGCAGUUGACAUCCAGUAGCAUCAUUGUCAUAUGGUGUAGGAAGAAGUCAACUUUCUGACUUCAAACCUGCUGUUGUAAUUUGUUGAAGUCCAUGGAUUGAUCCACAUUUCAGUGCACCCUCAUGAGCUGAAUGGGGUAUGAUUAGGAUCAGGUUGAAAAGGUUGCAAUAGCGGUACUUUCCUUGCCUCCCACCGGGUUCGAUUCCCGACUAAGCCAACAUGUGGAUUUGGUUUUCAAGUUCUUGUAUCUGAUUCUGAUCCACAAUUUGCAUCCUCUAAUCCGCCCAACUGGCCCGACGAACAGUGGAACCUGGAAUGGAAGAAGAAUAACUCAUCUCCGCUACAUACAGUCACAAACAAAGAAACCUCCAGGCCAUAAACUUGACCGUUCCACCUGGGUCAAACUCAACAGACUUUGCUGUGGCUGGUGUCGCACGAAGGACUUCAUGGUCAUGAUUGAGCAGAAUAAGAGUCAGGCCUCGUUGAGUGUGACCGCAUUCAGACCGUAGAGCACCUGAUCUCAAGAUGCCGUCUCUACAAAAACCCUCACAGGAAGAAUGGCUUGAGGCACUUGAAUGAAGACACUAAUGACUGGCUGAAGAAUCUACAAGUGCACCUGUCAUCUUCAAACGAAUGACGAUCUGAAUCUGUGGGUUUUUUCUAAGAAUUAUUUUUGGGGAGUUUCCCAAAAAUGAAAUGUCCUUCCUAAUAAUUCGAGUUUCGUGGACUAUCCUUGCUGAAUGCCAAAUAAAAAUUUAAAAAUUGUUUUGGAUAUGUUUACAUCUUGGCUUGCAAGUGCUGAAAAUAUAGAAAAUUGCAUGUUCGGGACUACUUUUGUGCAGAGACAAAUACUAGCAAGUGAUUAUUGUAGUUUGUGCGUCAUUCAGUUAGCAAUGGAUCAUCUUUUUUAGCGAGGGCAAACUCUGACCCACGUAAAUCAGAUUGUGAGCACCAUAGUAAAAAAAAAAAGUGAAAACACUUGAGCUCUCAGGAAGAUACUAAAUAGCGCCCUCUCUAGUUGUUACAGUGAAGGGAUAGACAUUUGAGAAUCCGUUCUUGUACGGGUGAAAGUCAUAAGAGCUGGUGUUGAGUUAUGGACUUGGUGCACAAGUGCCCCCUCUACGGUUACAAAGGGAGAGUUGGGGGAAGACCACUGUGAGGGACAUUUAAGCCAGCCUACUUCGUGUCAUUCCCGCGCACUCGGUACGUUUUCUUUCACACUUUUGUGGUAGGAUGUGGCCACAUUUUAGACGAGAGAUUUCAGAGCUCAACUUUGACGGAAAAACAAUAUCAAGAUAGCUGGAUUUUUAAUUUCCAAUUUUAUUUUAUUAUAUACACUUUUACAGCUGUAUCAACUGUAAAAUAAAUAAAUCAUUAAAUGAACGAUUGACAGAUAUCUACAAAUGGUAAAAACUCCAAGCAAAUUUGGUCACUGAAAAAAAGAAAGAUUUUUUUUUAAGUCCUUUUCUCAGUUUGAUGACACUCGCUGAUCAAAAUCACAUUUUGGCCUUUGAAUCCUGACACACUUUACAUGAAACAAAAUUAUGAUAAUGUCUGUUCACAUGGUCACUUUCAAACACAAGCAAAAAACAAGUUGUAUAAGCUUUUUACGAUGGAAUGUGCGUUGGGGAGAUGUAAAUUUGUUACUGGGUUUUGCCCUUCACAAACGUAUUUAUGAACACGCUAUAUUCAGUGUCCUCGGAGGGCUUGCGAGAAAAAUCACAGGCUUACUCGGGUGGGACUCAAACCCACAACCUCCUGCUUACUAGUGCAGACGCCUAUAAACUAUGUUGAACAAACUGCUUAUGCUACAUAACAUUUAACCAUUACAAGACUUGGUAAACUAGCUUCAUACGUAGGGAUACUCAAAAAGAAAACAAAGCUCUACAAAAUGAGUAUUAAAAAGGGAGGCAAGUUUUGCGGUUGCAAAAAAAGAAAGUCAAACUUCACAUGCAGGGUUUAAAAAUAAAGACUUCACCUGUAAUUAUAUUUGUCGAUUACAAAUAUUCAGUCCACAACAAAAGCUCUGGUCCAAAAAACAAGAUACUACCUAUCAAUAAGGUAUAAUUAGGAGCAAGUUCCAGUGAGGACUAUGAUUACUAUAGUUUGACUAACUUCAAUUGAACGUAGGAUGGUGGGACUAAGUCUAGUUGACUAUUUGGAACCGGAGUUUGGGGCUGAGUUCCAUCGCUGGUUACCAAUAGCCAUGUGAAUCACAAUGCCAGCAGGGAGCAAGGUUCAAAAGUUUCAUGACGACAUGUUUUACAAGAGUUUGACCAGAGGCGUAAUGUUUACCAGUUGCAUCAUGCCAAAACCACUUGUCGACUUGUGGUCCUUGAACUUGCUAAUGGAUUGAACUCAUCAAAAUAAGUAAACUUACAUCAAGACCAAGAAAGAAAGACUUUUGUGCACUUGAUGUUGAUUUGACAUUGUGCAUAUUUCAGUGUUGUUUCACUGGAUGGUUGACAGCGUGUCUUUAGCAGCUUGCAUUCUCUUC